AUGGACGUAAAUGGCUCUCAGAACAUCGAAACAAAAACUCUAGACACACCCUCUCCCGACUGUGAAAUUGUGGAGCUUCAGCCACCAGAAAUAGUUCACACUAAGCCUGAUCUUGAAGAGUCGAUGGACGCAAGAAUCGAAAGACUCGGACGCGAACGGCCCCCAGCAUUCAAGUCAAUGUGGUCUGAGAUCGCGUUCGUGUUCAGCAUAAUCAUGUCCCAGAUCAUAACCGAGUACUUUGUGUCUGGAUUCAAUGUCAUAUUACCCACGCUCAUUGAACAACUCCGGAUACCCCAAUCAUCCAGUGUCUGGCCAGCGACAGCAUUUUCCCUAGUCAUUGCGAGCAUGCUCUUGGUUUUUGGCAGGCUCGGUGACAUGGUUGGGGGCUUUUCGGUUUACGUCGCCGGUUUGAUCUGGCUGUUUAUUUGGAGUAUUGUCUGUGGCUUCAGUACUUCUCCUCUAAUGAUGGACUUCUGCCGAGCUCUCCAAGGUCUUGGAGCCGCCGCCUACCUGCCAACCGGAGUUAUGCUGAUGGGGAGCGCUUAUCGACCUGGGCCGCGCAAGAACCUGGUCUUCGCUCUAUACGGGACCUUCGCUGUCGUCGGAUUCUUCGUGGGGAUAUUCUGUGCAGGAAUCGUCGGCCAGUUUUUGGACUGGGGUUGGUUCUUCUGGAUUGGGGCCAUCCUUGCCGCCAUAACCACCAUGACAUCGAUCCUAUCUAUACCUAACGACUGGAAAGAACGACGCAAGAAUAACAUUCCUAUGGAUUGGCUCGGAACCGUGACGAUCGUCCCGGGACUGGUUCUUGUCGUUGUUGCAAUUACCGAAUCAGCUCAUGCCGAACAGCGGUGGCGGGCGCCUUAUAUCCCAACACUAUUUUGCAUUGGAUGCACGCUGCUUUUGGCCGCAUCAUAUGUGGAAGGCUGGAAAGCCAAGUUUCCCCUGUUACCUGGUGACAUCUUCACCGUCCCGUGCAUGGUACAGCUCGUGAUUGCCAUGCUAUUUCUCUACGGCAAUAUCGGCAUCCUUUUGCUUUACGGUACACUGUAUUUCCAGAACAUCAUGGGCGCCACGCCUAUGCAGGUCGUCGCAUGGUGGACGCCAAUGGUGAUUGGGGGAGUCAUCUUGAGUACCAUGGAAGGAUUCAUCCUGCAUCUGGUGUCGGGCCGUCUGCUCUUAAUCGUCUCCUGCCUCGGAGCCAUUGGAUCCCAGCUGCUUCUUGCUCGGAUUCCAGAGGGCGGAAACUAUUGGAGUUGGGUCUUUCCAGCAUGCAUUUUGGGUACUGUCGGCAUCGAUCUUUCGUAUAAUCUCAUGGCCGUAUUUAUUACCACGCAGAUGCCCAAGGCACGACAGGGGCUGGCAGGUGGACUGAUCAACUCGGUCUUGCAGCUUGGCUUCGCUUUGCUUCUGGGCUUCACCGACGUUAUUCAGUCAUACACGGUGGACGAGUCUGGGCUAAGACAGAGUUACAAGAACACAUUCUGGUUCGGUGUGGCUUCUGGUGCUGCCGCACUGGGGUUGGUCGUGAUCUGGGGAAAGGUGCCAAAGGCGAAGAGCGACCUUACUGUGGAUGAGAAGAUGGAGCUGCAGCGGGAGGCUACGAGGCUUUCUGAGACAUCACCCAGUAGGUCUGGUGGUGGCUAG
Cladophialophora psammophila CBS 110553 is the source of this 1644-nucleotide messenger RNA. RefSeq lists its product as uncharacterized. NCBI's taxonomy places the organism in Eukaryota, Fungi, Ascomycota, Eurotiomycetes, Chaetothyriales, Herpotrichiellaceae. Bases 1 to 1644 code for a protein of 547 amino acids. Gene Ontology annotation, molecular function: transmembrane transporter activity. The record is from RefSeq and is a predicted model, not a curated record. Gene Ontology annotation, cellular component: membrane. The transcript has a single exon. Gene Ontology annotation, biological process: transmembrane transport.